Molecule: messenger RNA, 3100 nt
Organism: Chenopodium quinoa (quinoa)
Lineage: Eukaryota; Viridiplantae; Streptophyta; Magnoliopsida; Caryophyllales; Amaranthaceae
Product: bifunctional aspartokinase/homoserine dehydrogenase 1, chloroplastic-like
Exons: 18
Coding region: 111-2873 (920 amino acids)
Biological process (GO): aspartate family amino acid biosynthetic process; L-homoserine biosynthetic process
Molecular function (GO): aspartate kinase activity; homoserine dehydrogenase activity; NADP binding
Source: RefSeq, a predicted model, not a curated record
AUAAAUCAAUUAAGAGUAUUAAUAAGUCAGUGUUUCGAUUUGUUGGCCACCAUCAAUCAGAAACACAGAAAAACGCAGCCGUAAAACCCCAAACCCACCAACACUCAGUCAUGGUGGUUUCUUCCUCGAUAUCUCCAGUUUCCUCCUCUAAUGGCGUCUUCUCCAACACAUUGUCUCGCUCCGAUAUCAACCUCUCCAGAUUCUCUCUCCCUUCUUCUACUCGUCCUUCUCUUUUCUCUCUCCUCCACCCUUCUCCUCUCUCCAGAAAGACUUUGGUAUCAAAAUGGGGAAAGCGGUGGCAAUAUCCUGGUUUCGUUCAUGCCUCUACCAAAGCUGCUUCUUUAGAGGCUGUGGUUGAAAAGGUUGCGUUGCCUAAAGGUGACAUGUGGUCUGUUCAUAAAUUUGGUGGGACUUGUGUUGGAUGCCCCGACAGAAUAAAGAGUGUUGCAGAAAUAGUUGUGAAAGACGUGUCUGAGAGGAAGUUGGUGGUUGUGUCUGCCAUGUCGAAGGUGACUGACAUGAUGUAUGACUUAAUCAAAAGGGCACAGUCACGGGAUGAGUCAUUUCAGUCUGCGUUGGAUGCUGUUUUAGAGAAGCACACAUCAACAGCAAAAGAUAUGUUGGAGGGAGAUGACCUUCUUAGCUUCUUAUCAAGGCUUCAUGAUGAUAUAAAUAAUCUUAAAGCAAUGCUUCGUGCAAUAUACAUAGCUGGUCAUGCUACAGAAUCAUUCACUGAUUUUGUCGUUGGAUAUGGAGAGUUGUGGUCCGCACAGAUGCUAUCACUUGUCAUUAAACAGAAAGGGUACGAUUGCACAUGGAUGGAUACCAGGGAUGUCCUUGUUGUAAAUCCAACUAGUUCAAAUCAAGUUGAUCCAGAUUUUCCCGAAUCUGAAAGAAGACUUGACAAAUGGUUUUCCAAUAACCCAUCAAGUAUCAUUAUAGCAACUGGCUUUAUAGCCACGACCCCUGAUAACAUUCCAACUACCCUUAAGAGGGAUGGAAGUGACUUUUCUGCGGCUAUAAUGGGUGCUCUUUUAAGAGCUGGUCAAGUUACAAUCUGGACAGAUGUUGAUGGUGUUUACAGUGCUGAUCCGAGAAAAGUGAGUGAAGCUGUGAUACUCCACACAUUGUCUUAUCAAGAAGCUUGGGAGAUGUCAUACUUUGGGGCUAAUGUAUUACAUCCUCGGACAAUCAUUCCUGUGAUGCGAUAUGACAUUCCAAUUGUAAUAAGAAAUGUAUUCAACCUAUCAGCUCCUGGAACUAAGAUAUGUCGUCCUUCUGCUGACGAGAAUGGCGAGCAUCUGCAAUCUCCCGUUAAAGGGUUUGCAACAAUAGAUAAUCUGGCCCUAGUAAAUGUUGAGGGUACUGGUAUGGCUGGUGUUCCUGGUACUGCUAGUGCCAUUUUCAGUACUGUGAAGGAUGUAGGGGCUAAUGUUAUCAUGAUCUCUCAGGCAAGUAGUGAACAUUCGGUGUGCUUUGCUGUCCCCGAGAAGGAAGUAAACUCUGUGGCUGAAGCUCUGCGGUCUCGAUUUAAUCGUGCUUUAGAUGCUGGACGUCUCUCUCAGGUUGCUAUUAUCCCAAACUGCAGCAUUUUGGCAACAGUUGGGCAGAAAAUGGCCAGUACACCCGGAGUCAGUGCCACUCUUUUUAACGCACUCGCAAAGGCCAAUAUUAAUAUUCGUGCUAUAGCACAAGGCUGUUCUGAAUACAACAUUACUGUGGUAGUCAAAAGGGAUGAUUGUAUUAAAGCCCUGAGGGCUGUUCAUUCCAGAUUCUAUCUCUCAAGGACGACACUUUCCAUGGGAAUCAUUGGGCCAGGAUUAAUUGGGGCAACUCUGCUUGACCAACUUCGUGAUCAGACAGCUGAAUUAAAGGAGAAGUUUAACAUUGAUUUGCGUGUUAUGGGAAUCACAAGCUCAAAGAAAAUGCUUCUUUCUGAUUCGGGUAUUGACUUGUAUAAUUGGAAGGAGCAGCAAAGUGAACAAGGGCAAACUGCUGACAUGCAGAAAUUUGUUCAGCAUGUUCAUGGGAAUCAUUUUAUCCCAAACACUGUGUUAGUCGAUUGUACGGCUGACUCUUAUAUUGCAAGCCAUUAUUAUGAUUGGUUGCGUAAAGGAAUUCAUAUAAUUACUCCCAAUAAGAAAGCAAAUUCUGGACCUCUUGAUCAGUAUUUGAAGCUGAGAUCUCUGCAACGACAAUCAUAUACGCAUUACUUUUAUGAAGCUACAGUUGGCGCGGGUCUUCCGAUAAUCAGUACUUUAAGAGGUCUUCUUGAAACCGGCGAUAAAAUAUUGAGCAUUGAGGGUAUAUUCAGUGGAACUUUAAGCUACAUAUUCAAUAAGUUCAAAGGUGGAAGAAAGUUCAGUGAGGUGGUGACUGAGGCAAAACAAGCUGGUUAUACAGAGCCUGAUCCUAGGGAUGACCUCUCUGGAACAGAUGUUGCUAGAAAGGUUAUAAUUCUUGCAAGAGAAUGUGGAAUGAAGCUUGAACUUUCGGAUAUACCUCCUGAAAGCCUUGUUCCAGAACCAUUAAGAGCUAUUGAAUCAGCCGAGGAAUUCAUGCAGCAGCUUCCUCACUUUGAUGAAGACUGGGCUAACAAAUUGCAAGCCGCUGAUGACGCAGGAGAGGUUCUAAGAUAUGUGGGAGUGGUGGAUGUGACCAACGAAAAGGGACUUGUGAAGUUGAAAAGCUACAAGAAAGAUCACCCGUUUGCUCAGCUCUCAGGGUCAGAUAAUAUCAUCUUAUUUACCACUGAGCGGUACAAGGAGCAGCCUCUCAUUGUUCGAGGCCCUGGUGCUGGAGCCGAGGUUACAGCUGGUGGAGUAUUCAGUGACAUUUUGCGCUUGGCCUCUUACCUUGGUGCUCCUUCAUAAUUGCCUAUGUACUUAGUAGAUUAGUUAGAUGUUUAGUUUGUAGCCUUGUUUUUCAUCAUCAGCUUCUUUAGUCACCUUCUCGAAAGGUCCAGUUUCCUGUUUUUGUGUUUUUAAAACUGUAGACUUAUGUUGGAUUUGCAUGUAUUCAACUUGUAACCUAUUUAUCAACAAUAAAGAAGUAUUAGGCUUGCCUUUCGACUUUAAUAAUUAAAAUGUACUUAUACUCA